This is a messenger RNA of Arctia plantaginis, 723 nucleotides long. Lineage: Eukaryota; Metazoa; Arthropoda; Insecta; Lepidoptera; Erebidae. The record is from the annotation of a GenBank genome assembly.
AUGUGUGACGUAGCUGUAGGAAGAUGGGAUGGCAGACGCAACCGCCCAGUCCCUGACGCCGUGUGGUUGGAACAACACCGGCGUGCUUUGCCGUUCGUCAUCAAACGGGAAAACGAACGAGGAACCGUCGCACCGAGACUUAUAAAACUGGGUGAAGGCGUCGAGAUCCGAGAAGAGUUGCUGCGCGGCGUGAAAUGGGGAGAUUACCGCAAAGUGACGCGAGGGUUAGCGGCGGCACUUUUCACGCCUAUAGAACUGGCGACGUGUUCUGUAACAGGACAGCGGUGGUCGCGAGCAGGACAAGAGUCGCGGCCCACGAAACCACCACUGGAUCGACGUCGGGUCCACGCUCUCAUAUCCUACGUGAGCCGACAUUUUCCUGAUGUCGAGGUUAGCCGAAUCAAACAGGUGCUAGCGUACAAGUGCAAAGAAAACUGCGCAGCACUUCGGAUGAGAACCGCCAGGCUGUCGAACUGUUUCAGCGAUUCGACCAACUAUCUGCUGAGCGCAGCCGCGCGGCCUCCUCCCUGCGACGUGGACGCGCCCGGUGGCAGCGCACGUUCCUCCUUCUCAAACUAUGAGGCUUCAAAGGGUCCAGGAGCGGCGGGCAUCGGAGGUGGAGGUGGAGGAGGAGGAGGUGGAGGUGGAGGCGGCGGGAGCGGCAGCACCAACGAGUACGGACGUGGGGGUGGUGCGGACGAGGCAGAUGGCGAAGCACAGUAG